AUGGAUAUACCUGGAAAACUACUAAAUAUAAUUUCGAAAUAUGAUUCACCAGUUUUGUGGCACGAUAUGUCAGAGCCAUUAAAACAUGCUGGUCAUGCGUUACGUGAGCGAAAAGUACGGUGUAUUCAUGGUAAAGGAAUGGGUGGAACUAGUUCAGUAAAUUGGAUGAUGUACACCCGAGGAAAUAUUGAAGAUUAUAAUCGAUGGGCUAGAAUGAGUGGUGAUUAUAAUUGGUCAUGGAAAAAUAUUCAACCAUAUUUUAAAAAAUUAGAAAAUUAUAGAAUACCAUAUUCUGAUCCAAAUUACUUUGGGGUAGAUGGACCAGUGCAUAUUGAAAUACCACCAUAUCAUAGUUCACUAUCUAGGGCUGCUUUGCUUGCAGCAAAUCAAGCUGGUUUACCGAUUCAUAAUAUUAACGGUCCGGUGGAAUAUGGAAUAUCGCCAGUUCAAUCUUCUCUUAAAAAGGGUAAGCGUGUUAGCGCAAACACAGCUUAUAUUACUCCAAUUAAAACACGUCGAAAUUUACAUAUUAAAAUGAAUUCAUUUGUAACGAAAAUUCUUAUCGAUGUGAAAGCAAAACCAUUACCGAAAGCUUUUGGUGUUACAUUUCUGAACGAAAAUGGAUUAAACACGGUAUUUGCAAAGAAGGAAGUUAUUUUAUGUGCUGGAGCAAUUAAUUCACCAAAAUUAUUAAUGCUAUCUGGAAUUGGGCCUCUACACGAAUUGAAACAUCAUCAUAUACCAGUCAUAAAUGAUUUGCCAGUUGGUAAAAAUUUAUUUGAUCAUGUUGGUACAGCAAGUUUACAGUUUCGUACAAAUAAACGAGCGUAUUCACCUCCUUUCAUACCCCCACACUAUGAAAUAUGGGGAUAUUCACAUCCAUUGAAUAAAACUGUGGCCAUCGAACAAUUGUUCUAUUUUCGAAAUAUGAAUCAAAAACAGAGCCAAAUUUUUAAUAUGCGUCAAUCAGUUUAUGAUAAGGUUUUCAAGGAACAUACACUAAAACCAGGUUUCAUGAUACAAACCAUUUUGGAACAACCAAAAAGUCGUGGUCAACUUCGACUACGAAACGCAAAUCCAUUUUCUUCGCCCCGAAUUGAUUUGAACUAUUUUUCUGAACCGGAAGAUCUUGAUCUUUUGGUAAGUGGAGUAAAAGAAGCCAUUAGAAUAGCUGGAAAGCCCGCUUUAAAAAUAUAUGAACCACGAAUAGUUGAGACAAAAGUUCCUCAUUGUAAUAAAUUUUCUUUUGGUACUGAUGAAUAUUGGAGGUGUGCUAUUCGAGCACUUCCGUUUACGUUAGCCCAUUUUGGUGGGACUUGUAAAAUGGGAAGAAUAGAAGAUUCUUCAACUGUGGUUAAUACGAGAUUAAAAGUUCAUGGUAUUAAGAAUUUACGUGUUAUCGAUAUAAGUGUUUUUCCAUCUCCAGUAUCAGCGCAUUAUGGUGCAGUGGCAAUGAUGAUUGGAGAAAAAGGUGCCGAUAUUAUUAAACAAGAUUGGAGGAUAGAAUUUCUUUGA
Molecule: messenger RNA, 1515 nt
Organism: Chrysoperla carnea
Lineage: Eukaryota; Metazoa; Arthropoda; Insecta; Neuroptera; Chrysopidae
Product: glucose dehydrogenase [FAD, quinone]-like
Exons: 1
Coding region: 1-1515 (504 amino acids)
Molecular function (GO): oxidoreductase activity, acting on CH-OH group of donors; flavin adenine dinucleotide binding
Source: RefSeq, a predicted model, not a curated record